UGUACACCCUAGGUAGAUUUGCAACCUCUGGGGAUGGUUCUGUAAUGGAUUCGAUGCUCAAGUCAGUGGGUGUUUCUGCUCAGGUUCCUGAAUACCAGAUUGAUGCAGCAUGUGGCCUAGCUGGAUCAGGUCCUGCUUAUAUAUAUGCUGCAAUAGAGGCUCUUGCUGAUGGAGGAGUUAAAAUGGGUUUACCUCGUCAUUUAGCACAAACUCUAGCUGCACAGACUGUCAAAGGUGCUGCCACAAUGGUAAUGGAAACAGGCAAACAUCCAGGACAGCUGAAGGAUGAGGUGUGUUCCCCAGGAGGCACUACCAUCACUGCUAUGCAUGUACUGGAGCAUAAUGGGUUAAGGAAUGCACUCAUCUCAGCUGUGGAGGCAUCAGCAAAUCGUUCCAAAGAGCUUGGAAAAAAGUAGAUAUAAGCGCACUAAAAAGAAAGAUGAUUUCUUUCAUGAAUUAUUGGUCAUAAACAUCAGAACUAGGAAAAAUUUGAUAUUAAAUUUCUGUAUAACAGUGAAACUUAAAGAAGUUCCUUUCUUAAUCAUUCCACUGUUGUGUCAUAUAAACAUGUCUCUUAUGAUGUAUAAUCACAUGUAGUGGAAUAAUAGUAAAAACAUAACUUGGGUGUACAAAGAACUACCUUAGAUGUCCCUAUAAGGAAUAAUUCAUUUUAAAUAAUAUUGAUAACUGUUUUUAAAGAUAGUGGUCUUGUAACCUGGUGUGCAAAAGAAAGAGAAAUGUAUGGAGAGAUUGGAAAUCAUGGAGUAGGCUCCAUGAUUUGUUAAGGAAAAAUAGGGUUUUCAUAAUUUAGAGAAAGAGAAAUUAUUAACUAUAAAGCAGUAAUGACAUUGGAUUCUUGCAUUCUAAAAAUAAUCACUUACAAAAAGAUAGAGAUGGCUUUGUCUUGUAAAAUUAGUGUACUGAAAGAACAGUUGCUAGGUCACUUGAUCAGGCACUUAGUAUCGUGUUUGGUAACUGAGAUACUGAAAGAAAUCAGACUUAUUAAUACUGGAAACCUUGUCAUCUCAAAACUUUAGUAUGCCUUUGUAGGUAGCUGCCUAAUAAAAAAAAGAAAAUUAAUUAUUACACCAUGUCAAAAUUUAAGUUCCAAACAAUCUGUAAUUCUUAAGUUGUAGUUUCCCUUAAAUAUCAUUAAAGUUCUUUGAUAGA
Molecule: messenger RNA, 1170 nt
Organism: Penaeus monodon (black tiger shrimp)
Lineage: Eukaryota; Metazoa; Arthropoda; Malacostraca; Decapoda; Penaeidae
Product: pyrroline-5-carboxylate reductase-like
Biological process (GO): L-proline biosynthetic process
Molecular function (GO): pyrroline-5-carboxylate reductase activity
Source: RefSeq, a predicted model, not a curated record